AAGGAGACGAACUAGAUGUCCAAAUGAUCGAGUACGAAUUUUCUACGCAGAUGGAAUUUCAAAGAGUGCGGGUACUUUUUCUGUGAACCCCCACUACCGUAUUUUAGUGCCAUCGUACCUGAAUAUCUCCUCCCGUUCCUCCGCUGUAAAGCACUCAGCGAGCGCACGCUCAGUUUCUCACCACUUUUGCUUCCCACCAAACGCGCCGUAUCCUCCUGGGGUCUUCACCUUCUCCCGUGGCUUUGAUCUCUCUUCCUUCUCACACGAGUUCGAUCUUCAUGCUCAGGUUCCAUAGCUCUAUAGGUGCGCCAAAACAAUAGUACUAUCAAGACUUUGAAGACCCUCUGAGAAAUCUCCAAUGUUCUGGCAUUAUGCAACUGUUCAUGAAGCUAUCUUCUAGCACAUAGACUUAAAACAGAGUCCUCAGAUUGUUGAACUUGGAUUCUUACUACAUCAACCACACUGCAAUGGCAUUCUCGAUUUUACUAGUUACCCUCACACUGUUGGCUCUCGUGUCACUCGCCGUGGCGGCUGGUAACAGCUCUACUGCCUCCACACCGAUCCUCCUUAAUUGCGGAGCAUCAAACCGAAACAAUGACGAGAGUGGCCGUACUUGGGAUGGGGACAGUGCCUCCAACUCCGCGCCAUCAGUGAAAGGAGUUGCCCUCACUGCUUCAAAGCAACACUCUUCACUCCCCUCCAUCGUGCCUUUUAUGACUGCCCGCAUCUUCACUUCAAAUUACACAUAUUCCAUCCCUGUCAGCCCAGGCCGCAUGUUCCUACGCCUCUACUUCUAUCCGGUUGCUUAUGAAAACUAUACCGUCCCCAAUGCCUACUUCAGUGUCUCCACGACAGAUCUUGUCCUCUUAAAUGAGUUCAAUGCUUCGCAAACAGCUCAGGCCAUCAGCUCUGCCUACCUUGUCCGUGAAUUCUCGGUGAAUGUUUCUACACGCAGUCUAAACCUAACCUUUGCCCCAUCAGCACAUCAGAAUGGUUAUUAUGCAUUUGUGAAUGGCAUUGAGAUUGUGCCCACGCCUGACAUCUUCACAGCACCUGACACACGGCUUGUCACUGGUGGUAGCCCAGAUCCCUUCACAUUCGACCCUAGCACAGGCGUCCAGACUAUGUACAGGCUCAAUGUCGGCGGCAAUGCCAUUUCCCGGAAAGAUGAUUCGGGUUUCGACCGCUCAUGGGACAAUGAUUCCCCAUACAUCUUUGGUGGCUCUGGGGUGGUCUUCUCCAGGGACCCUAAUUUGACCAUCAGUUAUACAUCCCAAGUGCCAAAUUAUACCGCCCCAGUUAAUGUCUAUGGUACAGCUCGGUCGAUGGGGCCUACUGCACAGCUCAACCUGAACUACAACCUUACAUGGAUUUUACCAGUUGAUGCAGGGUUCUCUUACCUCCUCAGGUUCCAUUUCUGUGAAAUCCAGUACCCUAUUACCAAGGUGAAUCAGAGGUCAUUCUUCAUCUACAUCAACAACCAGACAGCGCAGCAGCAAAUGGAUGUCAUCGUCUGGAGCGGAGGAAUCGGCAGGACAGCAUUCACAGACUAUGUUAUCAUCAUUGCUGGUUCCGGUCAGGUGGACAUGUGGAUUGCCCUGCACCCUGAUCUUUCAAGUAAACCAGAGUACUUUGAUGCAAUACUGAAUGGUCUUGAGGUCUUCAAGCUACAUGCCCUACAGGGUUCUGGACUGAAAAAUCUUGCUGGGCUCAAUCCUCCACUUCCGCAAAAGCCUGAUGAUGUCAAUCCUACCGAGGCGCCUGGUGGAGGAAAAUCAAAGGGGGCCCUCAUAGGUGGAGCUGUUGGUGGUGGUUUCACAGUGCUGUUGAUUGCAUGUUUUGGCGUUUGCAUCAUCUGCAGACGAAAAAAGAAGAUACCAAAGGAUUCUGGUAAAGCUGAAGAUGGUCAGUGGACACCUCUCACUGAUUACAGCAGAUCACGGUCAACCGUAUCCGGAACUACAGCAACCACAUCGACACUGCCUUCCAAUCUUUGUCGCCACUUCUCAUUUUCUGAAGUUCAGACUGCCAGCAAUAAUUUUGAUCAAGCCUUCCUACUUGGCAAAGGUGGGUUUGGGAAUGUGUAUCUAGGAGAGAUAGAUAGUGGCACCAAGGUGGCAAUCAAGCGUUGCAACCCAAUGUCUGAGCAGGGUGUUCAUGAGUUCCAGACAGAGAUUGAGAUGUUGUCGAAGCUCCGCCACCGCCACCUCGUGUCACUGAUCGGUUACUGCGAGGAUAGGAGUGAGAUGAUUCUGGUGUAUGACUAUAUGGCCCAUGGAACUCUGCGGGAGCACCUGUACAACACCAACAACCCACCACUCUCAUGGAAGCAGCGCCUUGAGAUCUGCAUUGGUGCUGCCCGUGGACUGUACUACCUGCACACGGGCGUAAAGGAAACCAUCAUCCACCGUGACGUCAAGACGACCAACAUUUUACUGGAUCAUAAGUGGGUUGCUAAGGUUUCUGACUUUGGGCUGUCCAAGACAGGUCCAAACGUGGACAACACCCAUGUGAGCACGGUUGUGAAGGGCAGCUUCGGAUACCUUGACCCUGAGUACUUCCGCAGGCAGCAGCUGUCCGAGAAAUCUGAUGUCUACUCCUUCGGAGUUGUGCUGUUUGAGGUUCUGUGCGCACGCCCUGCCUUGAGCCCCUCACUUCCGAAAGAGCAAGUGAGCCUUGCCGAUUGGGCAUUGCGCUGCCAGAAGAAAGGCACACUCGGUCAGAUCAUAGACCCAUGCCUCCAAGGGAAAAUUGCUCCCCAGUGCUUCAUAAAAUUCGCAGAGACUGCCCAGAAAUGUGUGGCUGACCACAGCAUUGACAGGCCAUCUAUGGGUGACGUCCUCUGGAACCUUGAGUUUGCACUCCAGUUGCAGGAGAGUGAUGGAGACAUUAGCAGCAGCCUCACAGAGGGGACAUUGUCAUCAGGUGCAUCGCCUCUUGUCAUGACCAGACUGCAGUCAGAUGAACCGUCGACGGACUCAACUACUACCACAACGACGACAAUGAGCAUCACAGGACGGAGCAUCACGAGUGUGGAGUCGGAUGGGCUGACUCCAAGCACUGUUUUCUCACAAAUCAUGCAUCCAGAUGGCAGGUGAAAUCACAAGCCUGGAUUGCAGUCCUUCUAUGAUGUAUCCCAGUCCGUAUUCAUUGUAUAAUUGCAAAAUAGAGUGCAUAUAGUAUAUACACCCUAAUUGAUGUACCUAUAUAUAUUGUACCACACUAUGAGAUGAAUAUGGCGUUCAGUUCACUCUA
Lolium rigidum is the source of this 3255-nucleotide messenger RNA. RefSeq names its product receptor-like protein kinase FERONIA. NCBI's taxonomy places the organism in Eukaryota, Viridiplantae, Streptophyta, Magnoliopsida, Poales, Poaceae. Bases 468 to 3098 code for a protein of 876 amino acids. Gene Ontology annotation, biological process: protein phosphorylation. The transcript has 2 exons. The record is from RefSeq and is a predicted model, not a curated record. Gene Ontology annotation, molecular function: protein kinase activity; ATP binding.